AUGGAACGACUUCAGCAAUCAGGACAGAGACUGUUCGAUGGCCAACACUCUGGAUAUGACAUGUUGGAAAUUCGUGAAGCGGCUCCUGGCAAGGGCGGUAAAGCCCCUUCUAGGGACUUUGUAGCCCAAAACAUCACCAAAGUUGCCAAGGCGGCAGGUCUCCAACAUAAAAAGUUGACCUCGCACUCUUUCCGGGGAGGAGCGGCCACCCACGCAAUUAGACAAGGGGUGGAUUCGGGUAAAAUUAUGCUUGCAAUUCGUUGGAAAUCCUUCCAAGGCUUUAAGAGCUAUAUUGAACCCUCUCCACUGUAA
Messenger RNA from Ostertagia ostertagi, 312 nucleotides. Lineage: Eukaryota; Metazoa; Nematoda; Chromadorea; Rhabditida; Trichostrongylidae. The record is from the annotation of a GenBank genome assembly.